Messenger RNA from Apaloderma vittatum (bar-tailed trogon), 2455 nucleotides. It is a transcript of the gene PTPN4, whose product is annotated as protein tyrosine phosphatase, non-receptor type 4 (megakaryocyte). Gene Ontology annotation, biological process: protein dephosphorylation. The transcript is spliced from 15 exons. Gene Ontology annotation, cellular component: cytoplasm; cytoplasmic side of plasma membrane. The record is from RefSeq and is a predicted model, not a curated record. Gene Ontology annotation, molecular function: protein tyrosine phosphatase activity; protein binding. The annotation marks the transcript as partial. NCBI's taxonomy places the organism in Eukaryota, Metazoa, Chordata, Aves, Trogoniformes, Trogonidae.
UGGGAGAACAGAGGUCCAGUCUGUGCAGUAUGGUAAAGAAAGAGCAAACAAAGACAGGGUAUUUGCAAGAUCCCCCAGCAAACCCUUGGCACGGAAAGUAAUGAGUGGGAUGGACUGGGAAGUAGUGAGUAGGAACUCGCUGUCAGAUGACAGGUUGGAGACACAGAGCCUGCCAUCGCGGUCUCCACCUGGGACUCCAAAUCAUCGCAACUCUGCCUUCACUCAAGAAGGAACCCGGUUACGACCUUCCUCAGUUGGACAUUUGGUGGACCACGUAGUUCACACUUCUCCAAGUGAAGUGUUUGUAAAUCACCGAUCUCCAUCUUCCACCCAGGCUAACAGCAUCAUCCUGGAAUCAUCGCCAUCUCAAGAGACUCCUAUAGAUGGGCAGCCUCCUGCGUUACCACCCAAACAAUUUAAAAAGAACAGUUGGAACCAAAUUCAUCAUUCUCACUCACAGCAAGAACUGGAAAACCAUAUUAAUGAAACAUUUGAUGUUCCUGUAUCACCUGAAAAAUCCACGCCCAAUGGUGGUGUCCCCCAUGACAAUCUUGUUAUGAUCAGAAUGAAACCAGAUGAAAAUGGAAGGUUUGGCUUCAAUGUAAAGGGUGGAUACGAUCAGAAGAUGCCAGUGAUAGUGUCCAGGGUAGCUCCAGGAACACCUGCUGAUCUCUGUGUCCCGCGUUUGAAUGAAGGAGACCAGGUUGUACUGAUUAACGGCAGGGAUAUAGCAGAACAUACCCACGAUCAAGUUGUUAUGUUUAUUAAAGCUAGCUGUGAGAGGCACUCAGGGGAACUUGUGCUCCUAGUUCGACCCAAUGCUGUCUAUGAUGUUGUGGAAGAGAAGCUGGAGAGCGAGCCUGACUUCCAGUACAUCCCUGAGAAAUCUCCUCUUGAUGGUGUCCCUCAGGAUGAUAACGCUCUGAGGGAAUCCAUGAUUCAGCUGGCAGAGGGGCUUAUCACUGGGACUGUUCUGGCUCAGUUUGAUCAAUUAUAUAGGAAAAAGCCUGGAAUGACAAUGUCUUGUGCCAGAUUACCUCAAAACAUUUCCAAAAAUAGAUACAGAGACAUUUCGCCUUAUGAUGCUACACGGGUUAUUUUAAAAAGUAAUGAAGACUACAUCAAUGCAAAUUAUAUAAAUAUGGAAAUCCCUUCUUCCACAAUAAUAAACCAGUACAUUGCUUGUCAAGGUCCACUACCGAACACUUGUCCUGAUUUUUGGCAGAUGACUUGGGAACAAGGCUCGUCUAUGGUUGUAAUGCUAACAACUCAAGUUGAACGAGGCCGAGUUAAAUGCCAUCAGUACUGGCCAGAGCCAUCAGGAAGCUCGUCAUACGGGAAUUUCCAGAUUACCUGCCAUUCAGAAGAAGGAAAUCCUGCUUAUGUCUUUCGAGAAAUGACAUUGACUAAUCUGGAGAAAGAGGAAAGCCGCCAGCUAACCCAAAUCCAGUACAUAGCAUGGCCUGAUCAUGGGGUUCCUGAUGAUUCCAGCGAUUUCCUAGACUUUGUGUGUCUUGUGCGCAAGAAGAGGGCUGGCAGAGAAGAACCUGUUGUUGUUCAUUGCAGUGCUGGGAUUGGACGGACAGGAGUUCUUAUCACUAUGGAGACAGCUAUGUGUCUCAUUGAGUGCAAUCAGCCUGUUUAUCCGUUAGAUAUUGUAAGAACCAUGAGAGAUCAAAGAGCCAUGAUGAUCCAAACACCUAGUCAAUACAGAUUUGUAUGUGAAGCUAUUUUGAAGGUGUAUGAAGAAGGAUUUAUUAAACCUUUGCAAGCAUCACUGCAUACGUAAAGAGCAAAAAAACCUAGGAUAUCAAUGGAGGAAUCCUGUCCUCUGUAAUGAACUGGCAGCAUUCUUUGUGCCAUAAUACUGCUCGUGGGAAAUAAUAGUGAAGUACAGCAAAGAAUUGACAAAGGACUUUGAAAACUUCAGCACUGUUGCACUUUACGUUGAAACAAAAUCAGUCUCUGAAACUCUUCUAACCUUCAUCUGUUUGAAGACUUUAUUUUCGUGCUUUGCUCCGAACAGACCAUAAACUGAAAGAACUAACUGUGUUCAGGGUAAUCUACGAUAUUUCAUUGUAGUGCCAUAUACUGCGCUUCUGGUUGAAUUGCUACAAACAAGGCUUGGAAUUAUUUCACUCUGUUUUACACCCAUGUCUCUUAAAAUGAAAAACAAAUGAAAAAGAUACACUAAGCCAUGGUCUUUUUCCAGUGCUAGGUUUGUUAUUAUGUACAGACUCUCACUGUUUUGUUUUUUACAACAUUAGCAAUAUUGCCAGUACUAGAUAGAUACACACUGCCUACUGAUGCAGCACACUUUGUCCUACACCCUUCCUAGAGACCAGCUGGUUGUUAGAGGAGAGCUGGCGUCCGUGUUUAACCCAGCAGUAGCUGCAUAAUGCCCACUUACCAGCAUCUUGUAAAAAAUAAUAACUAUAACAAUAAAAAAAAAAAA